Messenger RNA from Saccostrea cuccullata (small rock oyster), 2978 nucleotides. Its product is annotated as polyadenylate-binding protein 4-like. Lineage: Eukaryota; Metazoa; Mollusca; Bivalvia; Ostreida; Ostreidae. Gene Ontology annotation, cellular component: ribonucleoprotein complex; cytosol; nucleus. The record is from RefSeq and is a predicted model, not a curated record. Gene Ontology annotation, molecular function: mRNA 3'-UTR binding; poly(U) RNA binding; poly(A) binding. The transcript has 11 exons. The coding region runs from base 273 to 2210 and encodes 645 amino acids.
CACUACUAUCGUCACUUCCUUUGAGUCCCUCUUCUCUCCACGCGAGGUCAUAAGAUAGUGUUGUGUGUAAUAUUUUAAAUCACACACCACGGAAAAAAGUGGACAAAAAAACUAAAAAACUUUUUAAAAAACAACAAAAAAAUACGAAAAACUUUUAAAAUACCAAAAAAAGGUUUGAAACGGUAAGUUUUUAAUCAGCUUUUUCAACACCAAGUCUCCAACGACAUAACGCAAUACUCGAGCGCCAUAUUGUUUGAAGAAAAGGAAGAAACAUGUCUAAUGCUAAUAUGAACCCAGCUGGUCCCAGCUACCCUAUGGCUUCCUUAUAUGUUGGGGACCUUCACCCAGAUGUCACCGAAGCUAUGUUGUUUGAAAAGUUCUCUACGGCUGGUCCUGUCCUCAGCAUUCGUGUAUGCAGAGACAUGAUCACGAGGCGAUCCCUGGGGUAUGCGUACGUCAACUUUCAACAGCCUGCUGAUGCUGAGAGAGCUUUAGAUACCAUGAACUUUGACACCAUCAAGGGACGACCAAUCAGGAUCAUGUGGUCCCAGCGUGAUCCAUCCCUUAGAAAGUCUGGUGUUGGCAAUGUCUUCAUUAAGAAUCUGGACAGGAGUAUUGACAACAAAGCUCUCUAUGAUACAUUUUCUGCAUUUGGCAAUAUCUUGUCUUGCAAGAUUGUGUGUGACGAACAUGGGUCCAGAGGGUAUGGGUUUGUACAUUUUGAGACUGAAGAAGCUGCCAGAAGUGCCAUUGAGAAGGUGAAUGGCAUGUUGCUGAAUGGAAAGAAAGUGUUUGUAGGCCGAUUCAUGAGCAGGCGAGAAAGGCUUGAAGUGCUUGGUGACAAGAUGAGGAAGUUCAACAAUGUUUAUGUGAAAAACUUCAGUGAAGAAAUUGAUGAUGAAAAACUGAGGGAAAUGUUCGAACCUUAUGGCAAGAUCAUCAGUGCUAAAGUGAUGACCGAUGAUUCCUCAGGAAAAGGUAGAGGAUUUGGAUUUGUUAGCUUUGAAGAUCCAGAGGCUGCUGAGAAGGCUGUUGAUGCACUGAAUGGAAAUGAGUUUAGUGGAAAGGUGCUGUAUGCGGGACGUGCUCAGAAGAAAAUCGAGCGCCAGGCUGAGCUAAAAGAGAAGUUUGAACGCAUCAGGAUGGAAAGAAUUAAUAGGUACCAGGGAGUCAACCUGUAUGUAAAGAACCUUGAUGACAACAUUGAUGAUGAAAGAUUACGAAAAGAAUUUGCUCAGUUUGGUACCAUUACCAGUGCCAAGGUCAUGUCAGAGGGAGGCAGAUCCAAAGGCUUUGGAUUUGUAUGCUUCAGUUCCCCUGAAGAAGCUACCAAAGCUGUGACUGAAAUGAAUGGAAGAAUUGUGGUGGCAAAGCCCUUGUAUGUUGCUUUAGCUCAGAGGAAGGAGGACCGUAAGGCUCACCUUGCCUCCCAGUACAUGCAGCGUAUUACAAGCAUGCGAAUGCAGGGACAACAAAUGGGACAGGUCAGCCAGAUGUUCCAACCAGGUGGGGCUGGAUACUUUGUCCCAACAAUGCCUCAAACUCAGAGAUUCUAUGCUCCCAAUAACAUGCCAACCAUGAGAACUAAUCCAAGAUGGCAGACAACAACUGUAAGACCAACCGGUCAGCCUGCAAGUGGAUUCCAGACCAUGCCAGGAGCUCCACAAAUGAGACAGCAGAGGCCCACAGGUCAGACCAACAUACGUACUGGAGUAGGCGCUCGUCCCAUCACUGGUCAGUCAGGAACACCAAACACACAGCAGCGCAUGCCUGUCAGUCAGCAGGUGCCUGGACGCCCCCAGGGAGGACAACCCAGUGUGCCGGCAGCCGCAAACCGCCAGGCAGGCUACAAGGGAUACAGUGCUGGUCAUAUGAUGAAGCAGCAUCAAGGACAAAAUCCAGGAAUGCAGCAGACUCCACCACAAGCUGUGAUUGUCCAGGGACAGGAUCCACUUACUGCCACCAUGUUGGCCACCGCUCCACCACAGGAGCAGAAACAGAUGUUGGGAGAGCGCUUGUUCCCUCUCAUCUCCACUAUGUUCCCAGACAUGGCAGGAAAGAUCACUGGCAUGUUGCUGGAAAUCGACAACUCUGAGCUGCUGCACAUGUUGGAAUCUCAGGAGUCGCUAGAGGCUAAGGUGAAGGAAGCUGUUGCUGUCUUGCAAGCUCACCAAGCUAAAGAAACAGCUACAACUGCUAAACCAGAAUAAACUGGUGAAACGUCUACCAACAACUAGAGAUGGGUGUAAAUAGAAACAUGACAAUUCAAUACAUCAACAUCAUAGUACACCAAUCUGAUAUAUAUAUAUACAGCUGGAGUGUUUUGUAAAUAAGGAACAUCACAUUUAAAAUUGUUUUUAUUGGUGGUUGGUUCAAAAUUAUCCGUUGCUGUUUUUGGCUAGACUGUUGACAAAAUUCUUUGAAAUUGUUAAAUGAGGUUACAUAUUGUUCUUUGCUAAUAAUUUUAAAGCAUAAAUUAUUUGACAGAAAAUGAAAUGUGAUUGUUUGAUUAUUAACUGCUUCCUUUCAACAAACAAAAACAAAAAAAAAAAUCAAAAAAAUUGCAAAAUAUUGUGUAAAACAGCAACGCAUAAAAAUUGUAUAAAUGUUAUUGGUUUCUGUAACUCUUUCUCGUUUCAUUUAAUUUUUAUAUAAAAAUUUUACAAUUAACAAAAUUAGUUAUAUCCUGGUUAAAAACGAGAAGGGGUUAAUCUUUCCAGAAAGAAACAAGAAUUUUUGUUUUAGUUUAUAUAAUUUUUUAUAAUGAGCACAGCAUGGAAACGGUUCCACAAAGCAUUGAGAGUCGGAUACUCUAUGAUGACUUCACCGGUUGUGGAACCCAGACUUUAUUGCUGUGUUUGAUUUAAGUUUUGAAAACAAGCAUGUAAACAUCUACUACUACAAGAAACAGAGGAGAGGGUCUUUGGAUUCAGUUAAUAAUCAACUAAUGCAUUUUAUAAAUAAAUUUCCGUUUCAAA